AAUCAUCGCGAUCACAAAUCACAAUUAUUCACGACAUCAGUACAUUUCCUAAUAUUUAAUAAGAAUAAUAAUUUAUAAUAUUAAUAUUUAAUUCUGUAUUAACUAUUAAUUAUUAUUAUUUAUUGUUAUUUGUUUGUAUUUUGCUAUCUGUUACUAAAUAUGAUACUAAAUAACAUGUUAAUCGACUAUACAAUUUAAACAACGUGUACCAAUCAUAAAUUAUUUUAAUUGCCGCAAACUUACAUUAAAUUAACCUAUUACAGGAUGUCUGGGUUAUAAAUUACUAACUGUAGUUGAGAGUUUUUAUCCAUUUUAAAUUACUAUGGUAGAGAGUAUUCAGACAAAUUGAAACGUUCCUUGAUUAACAAUAAUUUAAAAAAAAAAAGAUAUUUUCCUAUUUUAAAUUAGCUUAAAGAAAUUAGUGUACUUAUUGGUUUGUUUAAGUUGAAUUUAAGCUUGACAAUAUUUAGUUGAUAUGGAAGGCCUUAACAAUGGUUUAAAUAGUUGUAGAAAAGUAGCAUUAAUCACAGGAAUCACUGGUCAGGAUGGAUCAUACCUAGCUGAGUUGUUGCUAGAUAAAGGAUAUGAAGUUCAUGGUAUUAUUCGGCGUUCGAGCACAUUCAACACGGGUCGCAUUGAACAUCUCUACUUAGAUCCUAAAUCACAUAUGGAAGGUAAAAUGAAACUUCAUUAUGGUGACAUGACCGACAGUAGUUGUCUAGUGAGAAUUAUAGGAAUAGUGAAACCUACUGAAGUGUAUAAUUUAGCAGCUCAAAGUCAUGUUAAGGUUUCAUUUGAACUAAGUGAAUAUACAGCUGAAGUAGAUGGAGUUGGAACUCUCAGGUUACUAGACGCCAUUAGAGCAUGUCAACUAGAAAACAGUGUACGUUUUUAUCAAGCUUCUACAUCAGAGUUGUAUGGAAAAGUUGUUGAAAUACCUCAAAAAGAAACUACUCCAUUUUACCCUAGAUCUCCUUAUGCAUGUGCCAAAUUAUAUGCUUAUUGGAUUGUGACAAACUAUCGAGAAGCAUAUAAUAUGUAUGCUUGCAAUGGAAUUCUGUUCAACCAUGAGAGUCCAAGGAGAGGGGAAAACUUUGUUACUAGAAAAAUUACCAGAUCGGUAGCAAAAAUAGCACUUGGUUCAUUGGAUUGUAUACAACUAGGAAACUUAGACUCUAAACGUGACUGGGGUCAUGCCAAAGAUUAUGUUGAAGCAAUGUGGUUAAUGUUACAACAGAAUGUACCUCAAGAUUUUGUGAUUGCUACUGGUGAAAUGCACAGUAUUAGAGAGUUUGUAGAAAAAUCAUUCAAGCACAUUGGUAAAACAAUUAUUUGGGAAGGAACAGGGUUGAACGAAGUGGGAAAAGAAGAAUCUACCAAUGUCAUACGUGUGAAAGUGAAUGCUAAAUAUUUUCGUCCGACCGAAGUUGAACUCCUGUUGGGCGACGCCACCAAAGCCAAAACUGUACUCGGAUGGGUCCCCAAAGUGAAUUUCGAGCAACUGGUCUACGAUAUGAUGGAAGCCGAUUUGGCGCUCAUGAAGAAAAACCCGUCGGCUUAAACUUCCUCGCCCGUGCAAUACCUAUUUUAUAUUGUGUUAAACUGUUUAUAGACUAUAGUCUAUAACCCUUGACUUAAUGUGUGUAUUUGAUUCAUUGGUGGUUUAUUAUUAUUGGAUAUAUCAUAUGUAUAUAUAUUUUUUUUUGGGAACCACAACAGUCUAUUAUUUUGCACAUGAUAAUUAUUCGUACGUAUAUAUUAUAUAAUUUUUAUAGUCUGGACUGAGUUUGUCUUUGAAUGCUCCAGGGUGGGCGGCACACGUUCUAUUAUAUACAGAGGCCUUCAGCGUGUAAUACACGGGUAUAGCAUAUACCUACGAAACCUCGAGUUAUAUAAAUAUUGUGAACAGAUUUUAUGUGUUAACUUCCUGUGGUGUUUGACUCUACGCCGCCUUUUGUUGAUUAUAUUUAUUUAUUUAUUUUUAUUAUUUUUUAAGAUAAAUUUUUACACAUACUAAACGUGUGUCGAUUGUAAAAAACUAAAAAAACACGCCUAGUUAUUGCAUUUUGUGCGUUGGUGGUUGGUGCAUUUAUUUUGUAUUUAAUUGUACGCCAACGGUUUGAUAAUUUUGUAUUUUAUAAUUAUUUUAAAGUUUAAACAAUCCAGUAUCAAUUUAUGGAUAUACAAGCCAGUAACUGGUAGUUUUCCAGAACUUUUUUAAAAAUUAGAAAAUUUUUAGCAGUAAAUAUUGACUGUAUUUUAGGUAUGGUCUUGUAUUUAUAUAGAUAGGCAAUAAGUACCUAUUUAUUGCGAUUUUUAGUUUAAAGUACUUGAAAAUUAAUAAUUAAUUAAGUACCUACUGCAGUAGUUUUUAUAUUAUAAUAAUAUAAUUAUACUAUAAUAUUAUGUGUGGCACGAACCCAAAGAUAUACCUAGUAUGUGCCGUAUAAUAAUAUAUUAUCAGAAAGAUUUUUUUUUUAUCACUUAUAUUUUAUCUUUUAUUAUUAUUUUUAAUUAAUGUUUUUUUUUGUUUUUUUCAGUUACCAUUUUAUUUUAUUAUAUUAUAAGAAAAUUAAUAUCUACUGUAAAAAAAAAAUGUAGAAAAUAUAGUGCAUUCCAUAACA
Messenger RNA from Metopolophium dirhodum (rose-grain aphid), 2624 nucleotides. It is a transcript of the gene Gmd, whose product is annotated as GDP-mannose 4,6 dehydratase. Gene Ontology annotation, molecular function: GDP-mannose 4,6-dehydratase activity. Bases 476 to 1561 code for a protein of 361 amino acids. NCBI's taxonomy places the organism in Eukaryota, Metazoa, Arthropoda, Insecta, Hemiptera, Aphididae. Gene Ontology annotation, biological process: GDP-mannose metabolic process. The record is from RefSeq and is a predicted model, not a curated record. The transcript is spliced from 7 exons.